AUGAAUGGAUCUUAUGAGAUUCCACCAAACGUUGACUGGAGAUUGAAGAGACCUUCAAAAUCAAUGUGGCUGUGGAUCUUGUUGGCUUUUUCUGCCGUGACAGCUGUUGAAGGCAUUCUUAAAAUCAGUGGUGGCCCUUUGAUCUCACUUUCGCGGCAACAACUAGUUGACUGUGAUGAUCUCAACUAUGGGUGUGAAUAUGGCAAUAUAAGCACUGCGUUUAAAUAUAUAAUUAAAAAUAAGGGUCUAGUUGAAGGUGAGGAAUAUCCAUAUGAAUCAGUGAAAGGCACCUGUCGUAGUUCUGGAUUUAAAAGUCAUAGUCCAAUAAGUGACUAUCAUAGAGUAGUGCCGAGUGAAAGUUACCUCCAACAGGCUGUGGCAAAACAACUUGUCUCGGGUUCUGGGUUUCACUUCCGAAUCAACUAUUUCCUUCGCUAA
This is a messenger RNA of Cicer arietinum (chickpea), 438 nucleotides long. RefSeq names its product zingipain-1-like. The record is from RefSeq and is a predicted model, not a curated record. NCBI's taxonomy places the organism in Eukaryota, Viridiplantae, Streptophyta, Magnoliopsida, Fabales, Fabaceae. Gene Ontology annotation, molecular function: cysteine-type peptidase activity. Gene Ontology annotation, biological process: proteolysis.